AUGGCGCUACCGACGAAGGAAGACCACCUCUUCUGCCUUGAGUGUGCUACAAUCUGGUUCGAAACCGCUCACACUUGCCCGUCGUGCCGUGCGGAGCUCUAUGUUUCCGAGUCACCCGAAGAGGAUGACUCGGACGAUGAGAGCGAAGCAGAAGAGCUUGAUCCUUUGCAAGAAUGGAGGUCGCGCAACAUCGAACUUCCUGACCCUGAAGAGGACUAUCUGAACACUGCCGAUGCCAAGACGUUCCAACGAACCUUGCUGCAUCUCUUCGACGCCACAACGCCAAUCAAUCCCCGAAACUUGAUGGACUGGCCAAAUGCGUAUGAUCAGUUCUGGUCGACGAAGUCCGAAUGGGAUGUUCUGGUUCUGAUCGACUGCAAGCAUCUCUCUGGCCAGAUCAAGGCCGCUGUUCACGUGCUACUCCCAUCACGUUACAACGAGGACUACAUGGGCACUACGACUCGGGACAUGAUGUGUUGGGAUGAAUGA
This is a messenger RNA of Fulvia fulva, 489 nucleotides long. RefSeq lists its product as uncharacterized. NCBI's taxonomy places the organism in Eukaryota, Fungi, Ascomycota, Dothideomycetes, Mycosphaerellales, Mycosphaerellaceae. Bases 1 to 489 code for a protein of 162 amino acids. The transcript has 3 exons. The record is from RefSeq and is a predicted model, not a curated record.